CAAAGGGGGGCAGGGGGGAGGCCCGGAGGCUGCGGGGAGAUGCGGAGGCUGCGGGGAGAUGCGGCCUGAAGCCCCGCGGUGCCUCCGACUGCCGGGGGAGCAGAUCUGGCCACUGAAAGGAGCGAAGGGGAGCCGGCACCAUGGGCCGACUGCUGCGGGCCUCUCUCCUCUUAGCCUGGGGGGCCCUGGGUGUGUGCCUGGUUGAGUCGGAGGAGCCCAGCCCCGAGGGGCUCUCCUCCACUUCCCUGCUGGAACUUCUGCUACCCCCGCACUUGGAGCUGCUGGACUCUGGCGAGCCAGGUGAGGCCUUUGGCCUGGGGGCCGAGUUGGAAGUCCCAGGCUCCGGUUUUGCCGGCGAGGAGGAGGAGAACGAGGAGUCAAGGAUCCUGCAACCCCCACAGUACUUCUGGGAAGAUGGAGGAGAGCUCAACGAUUCCAGCCUGGACCUGGUCCCCGCUGCAGACUACAGCUUUCCGGUCUCCACGCCGAAGAUGGCACCAAAGGGAGACAAGAGCCAGGCCCCAGAGCCCGAGAGGCCCCCCAUGGCCCUGCCAACAGGGAAUCUGGUUGAGCCCGCCUGGCGCAGUCCUCCUGAAGAAGAUGAUGAGGAGGGCCUGCUCCCUGUGACUGAGUUUGGGGAAGUUCCCCAGACUGUGUCUCGUGGGGGCCCCUCCAGCACCACCACCCCUACCCCCCCCGCCACCAUCAUCACCACCACCACCACCACCAGUAGCCUAGCUGGCUCAGUCCCCAGGGCGCCCGGGGAGGGACGGGAAGCGCCUGCAGAUCAGGCCGCAUCAGGCUUGGAAGUGGGGAGUAACGUGGAGCCACGUCUGCUGCCGUUUUCAGCUGCCCCACCCACUGUGGCAUUGGGGACCCGGGGCCUCGGGGAGGGGGAGGAGGCUGGGGCUGAAGGCAUGGAACCAGUCCCAGGUGUUCCGGAGGAGGCAGAGAGCCCAAAGGGAGGAGUCACAGAGAUCCCAAAAAGAUUGGAGGCCACCGGAAGCGGGGGCGUUGGGUCCAGGGGGGAAGCAGAUGGAGCCAUCAAUUCCAUCUGGACAGCUAUUGAGCAAGGGGAGGUUCCUGCAGUUUCACCCUCACAGAGGGAAUUCUCUCUAGAGACUAAGCCUUCACGUGAUGAUCCCUCCAUACCCAAUACCUCAGCAUCCCCUCGCCUGGCCCCCAGUGGCAUGGAAAGCAUCCCUCCUGCUGCCACCACUGAGCAGGACUUUGCCCUGCAGCCUGGGGAAGGGCAGGUGGCUGGGGAACCCACCGGAACUCCCUGGGACUCAGCUCAGGUGACCUGCAAAGACUGGAACCACCUGGCUGGGAAGAACUACAUCAUCCUGAACAUGACAGAGAACGUGGACUGUGAGGUGUUCCGGCAGCAGAGGGGUUCUCAGCUCCUGGCCCUGGUGGAGGAGGUGCUGCCUCGGCAGGCCGAUGGGCGCCCAGGGGACUGGCACAUCUCGCUGAGCAAACCCAAUGAGAAUGAGCAGCACCUGCUGAUGACGCUGGUGGGCGAACAGGGGGUGGUCCCAACCAAUGAAGUGCUCUCAGUUCUGGGGGACAUCCGAAGGAGUUUAGCGGAGAUUGGGAUCCAGAACUACUCCUCCACCACCAGCUGCCAGUCCCGGCCCAGCCAAGCCCAGAGCGACUACGGGAAACUGUUUGUUGUGCUGGUCGUCAUCGGGUCCAUCUGUGUCAUCAUCAUCGUCCUGGGGCUCAUCUAUAACUGCUGGCAGCGCCGCAUACCCAAACUCAAGAACAUGUCACAUGGAGAAGAACUACGAUUUGUGGAGAAUGGUUGCCACGACAACCCAACGCUGGAUGUCGCAAGCGACAGCCAAUCGGAGAUGCAGGAGAAGCAGCCGAGCUUGAAUGGGGGUGGCCCUGUCAAUGGGCCAGCUGGCUGGAAUGCACUGUUGAGCAGCAAGAGGGACCAUGAGGACUCGGAUGUAUUUGAGGAGGACACACAUCUGUGAAAGACUUGUCUGGGUUCCCUCCCCCAACCCUCCUCCCAACCCCAACGCACCCCUUUUCUCUCCGCCAAGGAUUGUAGAACCGGGGCAGAGUCUCAGGAACAUUGGAGAAGGGCUGGGACCAAUUGGAUUCACUCUGCAAAGCACUGGUGUGGCUAAAGGGAAACAGGAGAGAGAGAGAAUGAAUGAGGGAUGAAACUCAAGAUGUGGAUGACAAAACAUGUGCUUGCUCUACAAGCCCCAUAAGCUACAGCCCCGAUUUUACAUUAUGAACUGGUCAGUAUUUCUCAGCUGAAACUCUAACACUAGAUCAUAGCUCUUUUGUGAUCUCCAAAUCCACUCCCCCGGUACCUUUCCUACUUACAAUCCUGACACUCUCCCCUCCCGCCCCCCAACACGCCCUGCCCUUCUGACAGAACUGAUAGCCUGCUUCUUUUCAUGUUGGCAAGGUCCUUGCAAGCAGCCAAGAGCCCAGAAGUCAGUGUCCUGUUGGUAAGAGCCGGGUCUGUGCGAUAGGCCAGAGACCCACAAAAGAACUCCAUUCUGCCUGGCUCUGUUCUCUAAGACAGGAAACUCACCAGUUUCUGAUCUUUGGUACCACCGGUCCUUGGGGCUGGGCAUCUUGGGCGCCACAAGGGCCAGAGAACUGCAGAUCCCGCUGACACUCCCACCCUUCCCAGAAACCCCCAUGAACCCAUUCCACUCCCAUCUGGUCUUGGCCGGAGCACAAAGCGCCAAAAUCCGGGCUCUGUGGAAAAGAUUCAGUGAUUCUAAAGUGAGCCUAGUACAGCUAAGUACUAUAUCCGCCCCGCUGGCUACGCAUCCCUCGAUAUUUUGAAAAAACAGCGUUGUCGCCUGUCUGACUUUGUUCCAGUCGAACAAGGGCCUAAACGCCGCCCCUGAUCAGCGGAGAUUCCUGCUUCCCUUGGAUGAUUGGAGGUUGAGGCCCAUGGCUCUUCUCAACCCCCUUUCCCUUCACUCUGCCUCACCUUUCUCUCUACAGACUGCCCCCCCACCCCGGUUUUGGCCAGCUGGAGGCUCGGAUAACCACACGUAGGUAUGGACCCAGGAAUUCUGCCCCUGUCCCAGCUACCCCCACUGGUUUGGAUUGGAGAAAUGCAUUGACUUCUUGUGCUGCUGUUGCUGUGCAGUUAGUAUUCAGCUCCUGCACCCCUUCCAGAAGGGGCUGCAUCGUGCUAAACCCUCCACAGGCUUGAGGCAGCGCCUGUGCAUUCGGGCCCCUGGGAAGCCGAAGCUGCUCUUAUUUAUUCACCAUGCGGAGGGCACCCGUGUCCCCCUCCUCAUCAGUGUGUGUUAACCCCUGUGUUUCACCUGGUAACCGUAAGACUCAUUAAACUGGCUGUGGAUCGGAGAAACCACUGACCACCCCAU
Molecule: messenger RNA, 3374 nt
Organism: Tachyglossus aculeatus (Australian echidna)
Lineage: Eukaryota; Metazoa; Chordata; Mammalia; Monotremata; Tachyglossidae
Gene: PODXL2
Product: podocalyxin like 2
Source: RefSeq, a predicted model, not a curated record